AUGGAUCUAUUUCUAAAGCUCUGCAGAGCUCUGCAUCAGGCUCAGCGGAAAGCCAAGUCCCUCCCACAUUCGCACUGUCCUGGAGACGGCGGGUCCUCGCGCCAGCGCUGCGCGCCCCGAUGCCAACGGGGAUCCGACCGCGCCCGCUACGCUGGCGCUCCAGCCUCGUUCCGGUCGCCAUCGCGCUCUUCCUUCCCGGCUCCCUUCCUCCCAAGCGAACCUAGCAACCGUGACGCUACACCCGCAGCGGCCCCACGCCCCGCCCAGCAGCGCACAGGAUGGGAGGGGGAGGCCUGGCGGCCGCGGGGCGAGGCGGGGCCUGACGCGAGGAGACCUGGGAGUGGAGGAACCGGCCCCGCGCAAGGAAACCUGGGAGGGGCAGGGCCGGGCGCAGGGAUACCCAGGAGCCGGCGGAGCCGCGCGCAAGGCGACUCGGGAGCCAACAGGGCGGGGCGGCGCGCAAAGAGACGUGGAAGCGCUGGAGCUCAACGGCCGGCGCCGCCGCGCGGGAACGCUGGUGGCCGAGGCCCCGCCCCGGCGGGUUUGAACCGAGCCCCGCCCCACGCUCGGCCAAUCGGCAGGCGCGCGGCUGCGCCGAGGCGGCUCUUUGUGGGUGCCGACCGACUCCACGGC
Messenger RNA from Chinchilla lanigera (long-tailed chinchilla), 633 nucleotides. RefSeq names its product spidroin-2-like. The record is from RefSeq and is a predicted model, not a curated record. Lineage: Eukaryota; Metazoa; Chordata; Mammalia; Rodentia; Chinchillidae.